AUGCUCGCGGGCUAUGGCAUCCUUGCCGUGGUCACUGUCCUGCUCGUGCUGCCCCCAGCUCGUCCGCUACAAGACAGCACCUGCGACUCCGGCAGCACCUUCAGCAGCUCUUUUCAGGCGAACCUGAAGCUCCUCGCCGCGGCGCUCCCCGGCAACGCCUCCUCUGCGCCGUCCGGCUUCGCUAUCCUCUCGGCCAGCCCGGCCUACGCGAUGGCGCUGUGCCGCGGGGACGCAAACGCAUCGUCCUGCGCCGCGUGCGUGAGGGUGGCCUUCCGUGCCGCCGGCCAGAGCUGCCCCAGUGCCACGGGCGUCACCAUGUACGAGGACGGCUGCGUCCUCCGCUACGCCAAUCACCAGUUCUUGGACUUCCUCAGCACGUGGCAGGUCGGCGAGCUUAGUAUCAAAACUGGAUGGGCUCUUCGGAGCCUUCCGGCAGUCGCGGUUGCGCAGUUCAGCGCCGCGGUCACGGCCAUCCUCACCGCCGUGUCUGACCGCGCACUGGCUGCUGCUUCGAGCAACUCCACCACCAACGCCAAGAAGUACUUCGCCACGGGUGAGGUUGAUUUCGACCCCAGGAUCUACGUGCUCGCGCAGUGCGUGCCGGUCUUGACGCCGGCGCAGUGCAGCGGUUGCCUCGGGGAACUUCUUGUGCAGAUAAAACUCCAGCUGGGCACCAAACCACCAUAUGUCACGUCACGUGUGGAGUGGUGCGACCUGAGGUAUAGCGUGCGGCCGUUCUACCAGGGACAGGCCAUGCUGCAGCUCGAGCCGCCAUCUGCUACUCCAGAGACCACCCGAGCAGAGAAGAAAAAGACCAGUGUAGCAGGGAUCUCUGUGGGCGUCGUUUGUUCCCUUGUAUUGAUAUGUACUCUUGCGGGUUUUGUCUUCAUUCGCUUCAGGAGAAGGAUUAAGUCUACCAAGCACGACAACCCAUUCAAGAAAAUCUCGAGAGCGCAGUGUGUCAUAUUUGAUCUGACUGCGCUGGAAGAGGCAACCGAAAACUUUUCGCAGAGGAAUAAGCUCGGAGAAGGUGGUUUUGGUGCUGUGUACAAGGGAAUACUCCAAGAUGGGCAGGAAAUAGCAGUAAAGAAACUUGUGGGGACAGAUAGUCAUGGUUUGCAUCAGCUGCAAAAUGAAGUUCUCCUGUUGGCAGAACUUCAGCACAAGAACCUUGUUCGUUUACAGGGUUAUUAUUCGAACCGGGAUGAUACACUUCUUGUUUAUGAAUUCAUCAAGAACGGGAGCCUGGACAACUUUCUAUCCGAUACUAGAGAGGGACACACACUAGUUUGGGAGCAACAGUACAACAUCAUUCUUGGUAUUGCGAAAGGAAUAUUGUACCUUCACGAGGACUCGAGCAUGAGGAUUAUCCACCGGGAUCUCAAACCUAACAACAUUCUUCUGGAUGAGGACAUGGAACCCAAAAUUGCUGACUUCGGGUUGGCAAGGCUGCUAGGAGAAGGUCACACACAUACCAAGACUUCUGGAGCUGCUGGAACGCCAGGCUAUAUGGCUCCGGAGUACGUGUAUCAUCAACGUGUGUCACCCAAGAUUGAUAUUUUCAGCUAUGGUGUAUUGCUCCUGCAAAUCGUCACUAGGAGAAGAGAGUGCUGGUCUGAUGAUAGCAACACUGUGAACCUCAUCACUGAAGUGUGGAAUCACUGGAAAAAGGGAACAAUAUCACAUAUCAUGGACCAAACACUUAACGAAGAUACUCGAGACCAACAGCUCCGAUGUGUACACGUGGGGCUGAUGUGUGUCCAAGCGGACCCCGCUGACAGGCCUGAGAUUUCCACAGUCAUUUUCAUGUUAACGAGGGAUAACAUGGAGCUUCAGCCACCGGAAGAACCAGCAUUUUUCUUCGGGAGCUCCAGCUCUGGGAGGAACCUGCAUCCUUCUUCUCGAGCUUCAGCUAACACUAGUUUCGUGUUGGUAAAGGACAUUUCUGUGAAUGGGGUUACAAUGACAGAGCCGUAUCCUAGGUAA
Lolium rigidum is the source of this 1986-nucleotide messenger RNA. RefSeq names its product cysteine-rich receptor-like protein kinase 44. The transcript is spliced from 8 exons. The record is from RefSeq and is a predicted model, not a curated record. Bases 1 to 1986 code for a protein of 661 amino acids. Gene Ontology annotation, biological process: protein phosphorylation. Lineage: Eukaryota; Viridiplantae; Streptophyta; Magnoliopsida; Poales; Poaceae. Gene Ontology annotation, molecular function: ATP binding; protein kinase activity.